AUGAAGUCCUUUGGAAUCAUCGCUGCCUCUGCGCUCUUCGGAGCCAUUGCCAACGCUGCACCUCUCAACAAGCGCGAUGUCGUUUGGGUCACUGAGAUCGAGACUGAUGUUGUCACUGUUCCCGUUACUAUGACCGUCUGGGCCGAUGCCGCCGAGGAGACCACUGUUUCGACCACAACCACUGAGAGCAGCUCGGCCGCAACAACUGAGAGCAGACACGGACACAAGUUCUUCCACUCCAAGGCUUCGACCAGCUCUACUCCCGUGGCCAUCGUUUCCACCAGCAGCAGCUCCCCUAUCUUCGUUGCCCCUACUUCAUCGAGCACCGUUGUUUACGUUGCUCCUACUACCUCGACUACUUCUACCUACGUUGCACCCACCACUAGCAGCUCCGAGAUCUAUGUCGCUCCUACCACCACCAGCUCCGAGAUCUACGUUGCUCCUACCACUAGCAGCUCCGAGGUCUAUGUUGCUCCUACCACUAGCAGCUCCGAGGUCUAUGUUGCUCCUACCACUAGCAGCUCCGAGGUCUAUGUUGCUCCUACCACUAGCAGCUCCGAGGUCUAUGUUGCUCCUACCACUAGCAGCACUCAAGUCUACGUUGCUCCCACUACCAGCACUGAAGCCUACGUCGCCCCCACUAUUGCAAGCACUUCGGAAGUCUACGUUGCUCCCACUACCAGCACUACCAGCAGCGCUCCUGCCGCAACCACCAGCGCCUCUUCUGGUUCCGGCUCCAGCAGUGGACUGGCCGCAUCUGGCACUGAGUACACUGGAGACCUGACCUGGUAUGAUGUUGGUCUUGGUGCUUGUGGAUUGACCAGCACCUCAGACGAGGCCAUUGUCGCCAUCUCCCAAGACAUCUUCGACAACGCCCAGUACAAGACCGCCAACCCCAACCUCAANCCCCUUUGCGGCAAGUACGUUACCAUCACUGGCAAGGGCGGCCAAACCUACCAGGCCAAGGUUGUCGACCGCUGUGUUGGCUGUGCCGAGGCAGACCUUGACCUUAGCCAGGGUUUCUUCAACAAGGUUACCAGCAAUGGUGACGGUCGUGUCUCUGGCAUGUCCUGGACAUGGAACUAA
This is a messenger RNA of Aureobasidium vineae, 1086 nucleotides long. The record is from the annotation of a GenBank genome assembly. NCBI's taxonomy places the organism in Eukaryota, Fungi, Ascomycota, Dothideomycetes, Dothideales, Saccotheciaceae.